Gossypium raimondii (Peruvian cotton) is the source of this 1878-nucleotide messenger RNA. Its product is annotated as protein LAZ1. The transcript has 8 exons. The record is from RefSeq and is a predicted model, not a curated record. Gene Ontology annotation, biological process: transport. Lineage: Eukaryota; Viridiplantae; Streptophyta; Magnoliopsida; Malvales; Malvaceae. Gene Ontology annotation, molecular function: transporter activity. Bases 236 to 1636 code for a protein of 466 amino acids.
GCAUGCCUCAGUUUCAUGUUCCAUUCGAGUCACCUUCUGUGGCUUUGGCUUUUACCUCCAUAUCUUUUCCUAGGGAUUCCAAUUCUUUUUUUUCUGUUUAUGUUCAAUUAAAAUUCUUUCUGAUUUUGAAUCAUGGAUUAACGAUGAUUAUCAGUUGACUUUUAACUUCUUUUUCCCGGAAAGUGGGAAUUCAGUUAUACCGAUUUACCGCCAAAAGUGUAGUCGCUAAUCGCUGAUGAAGAUUACAGAUUAUCUAUUGGGCUAUUCGCCACCUAUUUGGGCGACUUUGAUAGCUGGAGUGUUUGUAGUCGUCACGCUUUCGCUUUCAAUGUAUCUUGUCCUCGAACAUCUCUAUUCUUACAAGAAUCCUGAGGAGCAAAAGUUUUUGAUCGGAGUCAUUCUUAUGGUUCCUUUGUAUGCUGUAGAAUCGUUUGUAUCAUUGGUGGAUCAAUCAAUUAGUGUUGAUUUUUCGAUACUACGAGAUUGCUACGAAUCAUUUGCCAUGUAUUGCUUUGAAAGAUACCUUGUUGCUUGCUUGGGUGGUGAAGAUAGGACUAUCGAAUUCAUGAAAAGAUUAGGGCGUGCAAGUUCUAAAACUCCACUAUUGGAACUUGAUUAUGAAAAGGGGACUAUUAAGCACCCUUUUCCUAUGAAUUAUAUCCUUAGACCCUGGAAACUUGGUCAAUGGUUUUACCAAGUUGUCAAGUUCGCCAUUGUCCAAUAUAUGAUAAUCAAGUCAUUAACUGCUCUUUUAGCAGUAUUUCUUGAAGCUUUUGGUGUAUAUUGUGAAGGAGAAUUCAAAUGGGGAUGUGGGUAUCCUUAUAUGGCAGUGGUUCUCAAUUUCAGUCAAUCAUGGGCUUUAUACUGUUUAAUUCAAUUUUAUGCUGUCACAAAAGAUGAACUGGCACGCAUAAAUCCGUUGGCCAAGUUUUUGACAUUUAAAUCUAUAGUAUUUUUAACUUGGUGGCAAGGUGUGGCAAUUGCCCUUUUUUAUGCUCUUGGUCUGUUCAGAAGUCCAAUUGCUGAAGGCUUGCAGUUUAAGUCAAGUGUCCAAAACUUCAUCAUUUGUAUAGAGAUGGGCCUUGCUUCUAUAGUUCACCUAUAUGUUUUCCCUUCCACACCUUAUGAGUUAAUGGGAGAUCCCAUUCCUGAAAGUGUUCCAAUCCUUGGAGACUAUGCAUCGGUUGAUUGCCCUCUGGAUCCCGAAAUGAAGGCCCGAAGUGGAAUGACCAUCAAAGAAAGUGUGAAAGACGUAUUUAUUGGUGGUGGUGAAUAUAUCGUAAACGAUGUAAAAUUUACAGUAAACCAAGCAGUUGUGCCUGUUGAGAAGGGGAUCACGAAGUUCAACAAGAAACUCCAUAAGAUCUCUGAAAACAUAAAGAGGCGUCGCAGACACAAAAGGAAGACAAGGGAUGAUAGUUGUAUUCCAACAGCUGCACAGAGGGUAACUCGUGAUAUCGAUGAUCCACUCUUAGAAGGGAGCAUGAGCGAUAGUGGGAUUGCAAGGAGAAAGAAACGGGAUAGAAUAUCAGGAUAUAGCAGCGUGGAAAGUGUAGGAGAAAUCAGCAGUGGUGAUCAGAGCAGUCGAUAUCUGAUUAGGGGCCAUAGAAAGGUUAAAGUCGAGAUGAAAUAUUAAUUUGUGGGUGGCUACAUCAAUGAAAAUAAGACAUGCUGGUGUGAGAGAUACAAAGAGACUUCUCCAGUACCAAGCUUGGUUGACAUUGACAUGCUCAAGGGCAUAAAUGGAAUCAUUGCCCACAAGUUUUCAUCGUAUAAUGGCUGUUUCUUUUCUUGUUAUGAAUAUAUAUUUUGACACUCACAUUGCAGUGUAAAAAGUAUACAUUUUUUGAAAAGAAAAAAGAACCAAUUUAUUUGUAA